Molecule: messenger RNA, 360 nt
Organism: Helobdella robusta
Lineage: Eukaryota; Metazoa; Annelida; Clitellata; Rhynchobdellida; Glossiphoniidae
Exons: 1
Coding region: 1-360 (119 amino acids)
Source: RefSeq, a predicted model, not a curated record
AUGCCAUCACAAAGAAAAACAACGGCCCCUAGUCCCCAGCAGGUCUUAAGUGGUCAAGAGGUGCCAAGAAUCCCUGGGAAGUAUGCAAUAUCGGAGAGAUGUUGCAGAAAAAUUCAGAAUGGCCCCUCUAUGGUACAUAGACUUGGAACGCUCAAUGUUGAAUCACUGACUGGCCGCAGCAUGUGGAAAUCGCAGAAAUGCUCGAGCGUAGAAGGAUUAAAAUCUGCUGCCUUCAGGAAACCCGAUGGAAAUCGAAUGGUGUCUGUCAUGUCAACUCAGACAAAGAAAGAUAUAAACGAUUCUGGAAUGGUCAAAAGACGGCCAAAAAUGGUGUUGGAAUUUUUGUCUGAGAAUCGCUAG